Messenger RNA from Salvia splendens (bonfire salvia), 753 nucleotides. RefSeq lists its product as uncharacterized. The record is from RefSeq and is a predicted model, not a curated record. The coding region runs from base 1 to 753 and encodes 250 amino acids. NCBI's taxonomy places the organism in Eukaryota, Viridiplantae, Streptophyta, Magnoliopsida, Lamiales, Lamiaceae. The transcript is spliced from 2 exons.
AUGGCACAGUCGACAUUCAUCCCGGGGAGACAUAUCAUGGACAACAUCUACCUCGCUCAAGAGCUUAUGCGCAGGUAUGCGGACAAUAAGAAUGCUCCCAAGUGUACGGUCAAGAUUGAUCUCCGAAAGGCGUAUGACAGUGUCGAUUGGGACUUCCUCAAAUCCAUCCUACACGGGCUGAACUUCCACCCAAAGUUUGUCUUUUGGGUGAUUCAGUGUGUCACUACACCUAGGUUCUCAAUCGCGAUCAACGGGAGCCCGCAUGGGGUGACUACAUGUCCAUGGAGAUCUUGGCAAACGCUAGGAGGAAUUCUUGGGCUGCCUAGCCGGGACUUGGAGGAGAUCAGGAGCAUAUUCGGGUUCCCAAUGGGGGCCCUAUCGGUGAAGUACUUAGGAGUGCCACUCACGUUGAGCAAGCUCAACAUUAUGCACUACACGCCGCUGAUUGAGAAGAUUGCAUCCCUCACCAAAAAAUGGACAUGUAAGAAUCUUUCGUAUGCCGGUAAAACUGAACUUGUGCGCUCAGUCUUGCAGGGCGUUGAGUGCUAUUGGCUACAAGUCUUUCCCUUGCCAGCAAACGUAAGGGAUCGGGUCAUCUCCAUCUGCCGUGAGUUCCUUUGGGGUACAAAACACCCCCCUGUGUCAUGGAAGGAACUCUUCCUACCGAAGGAUGAAGGAGGACUCGGCUUUCGCGACCUCGGGGCGUGGAAUAAGGCACUCUUGGCUCGGAACUUGUGGAACAUUCACGUGUAA